AUGAUUUCUCUCGCAUCCAAGGUCUUCACCGUGACCGGGGGCGCUUCUGGGAUGGGUGCUGCCACCUGUCGACUUCUCGCACAACGUGGAGCUGCCGCGAUUGCCAUCGGGGACAAGAAUCCGGCGAAUUUUGAGUCCAUUAAGGCAUCAAUAAAAGAUAUCAACCCCCAGACUCGAGUCACUACGACAGAGCUGGAUGUUUCCGACUCGGCGCAAGUGGAAAAAUGGAUCCAAGACACGGUCAAAACGUUUGGCCGCCUGGACGGCUCGGCCAACGUGGCGGGCGUCGGUCAAAGUUCUGGAGGGCGUAGUGCGCCGACAAUCCUCGAGGAGACGGACGAGGAUUGGAGGAGGACCAUGUCGGUCAACCUGGACGGGAUCAUGCACUGCACGCGUGCCCAGGUCCGAGCUAUGGUGGCGUUGCCCAAAGGGGUUCCGCGGGCCAUUGUCAACGUCUCCAGCCUUGCCUCAACCUUUCACGGGCCCGACAUCUACGCUUACGGCACUUCGAAACGAGCCGUGGUGCACUUCAGCAGCUCCGUCGCCAAAGACGUGUAUCCGUUUGGCCUCCGCGUCAACACUGUUUCUCCAGGGGCGACUCUGACGCCGAUGAGCGAGGUGUUUUUCCCUGGGCAAUCGAUAGAGGAAUCAUCCAAAGCACUGAACAUGGUAUUGAUGGGCCCCGAGUCCAUCGCACGGCCAAUCGUGUGGCUUCUGAGCGAGGACUCGGCGGAUGUAAAUGGCGUCAACCUGCCAGUCGGAGAGGGUGCUCCGUGA
This is a messenger RNA of Cladophialophora psammophila CBS 110553, 777 nucleotides long. Its product is annotated as oxidoreductase. Lineage: Eukaryota; Fungi; Ascomycota; Eurotiomycetes; Chaetothyriales; Herpotrichiellaceae. Gene Ontology annotation, molecular function: oxidoreductase activity. The coding region runs from base 1 to 777 and encodes 258 amino acids. The record is from RefSeq and is a predicted model, not a curated record. The transcript has 2 exons.